CGGCGGCGGCGGCGGCGGCGGCGCCCGGCCCCCUCCCCCGGCGCCGGCCAAGUGAGGCGGUGAUGCGGGCGCUGGCGGCCCCGGCUGCGCGGAGAGCGGAGACACAGGCUCAAGAUGGCAGAUUCCGACUGAGGCUGGGGGGGCCGAGCUCGCGCGCCGCGUUCCCUUCUCCGUUGCCAUGAAUCGCGGACACCCCGGCCCCGAUGGCCCCCGUGUACGAAGGUAUGGCCUCACAUGUGCAAGUUUUCUCCCCUCACACCCUUCAAUCAAGUGCCUUCUGUAGCGUGAAGAAACUGAAAGUAGAGCCGAGUUCCAACUGGGACAUGACCGGGUACGGCUCCCACAGCAAAGUGUAUGGCCAGAACAAGAACGCGCCACCAUCCCAGCCAGCCGCCACGACCGUCAGCGCCUCCCUGCCCAUCCCAAACCCCAGCCUACCGUACGAGCAGACCAUCAUCUUCCCAGGAAGCACCGGGCACGUCGUCGUGACAUCAGCAGGUAGCACUUCCGUCACCGGGCCAGUCCUCGGCGGACCGCACAACCUCAUGCGUCGCAGCACUGUGAGCCUUCUUGAUACCUACCAAAAAUGCGGACUCAAGCGGAAGAGUGAGGAGAUCGAGAACACGAGCAGCGUGCAGAUCAUCGAAGAGCAUCCACCCAUGAUUCCGAAUAAUGCGAGUGGGGCCACUGUAGCCACUGCCACCACCUCGACUGCCACUUCCAAAAACAGUGGCUCCAACAGCGAGGGGGAUUAUCAGCUGGUCCAGCAUGAGGUGCUGUGCUCCAUGACCAACACUUACGAGGUCUUAGAGUUCCUGGGCCGAGGGACAUUUGGGCAAGUGGUCAAGUGCUGGAAACGGGGCACCAAUGAGAUUGUGGCCAUCAAGAUCCUGAAGAACCACCCGUCAUACGCCCGCCAAGGUCAGAUCGAAGUGAGCAUCCUGGCCCGCCUGAGCACAGAGAGCGCCGACGACUUCAACUUCGUCCGUGCCUAUGAGUGCUUCCAGCACAAGAAUCACACGUGCUUGGUCUUUGAGAUGCUGGAGCAGAACCUCUAUGACUUUCUGAAGCAGAACAAGUUCAGCCCCUUGCCCCUCAAAUACAUUCGCCCAGUCCUCCAGCAGGUUGCCACAGCCCUGAUGAAGCUAAAAAGCCUAGGUCUUAUCCAUGCGGACCUCAAACCAGAAAACAUCAUGCUGGUGGAUCCAUCUAGACAACCGUACAGAGUCAAGGUCAUCGACUUUGGUUCAGCCAGUCACGUGUCCAAGGCUGUGUGCUCCACCUACUUGCAGUCCAGGUAUUACAGGGCCCCUGAGAUCAUCCUUGGUUUACCAUUUUGUGAGGCAAUUGAUAUGUGGUCCCUGGGCUGCGUCAUUGCAGAGCUCUUCCUGGGCUGGCCGCUGUAUCCAGGAGCUUCAGAGUACGAUCAGAUUCGGUAUAUUUCACAAACACAGGGUUUGCCAGCAGAAUAUUUAUUAAGCGCAGGAACAAAGACAACUAGGUUUUUCAACCGUGACACAGACUCGCCAUAUCCUCUGUGGAGGCUGAAGACACCAGAUGACCAUGAAGCAGAGACGGGGAUUAAGUCAAAAGAAGCAAGGAAGUACAUUUUCAACUGUUUAGAUGAUAUGGCCCAGGUAAACAUGACGACGGAUUUGGAAGGGAGUGACAUGUUGGUGGAAAAGGCGGACCGGCGGGAGUUCAUCGACCUGUUGAAGAAGAUGCUGACCAUAGACGCUGAUAAGAGAAUCACUCCGAUCGAGACCCUGAACCACCCCUUUGUCACCAUGACACACUUACUCGAUUUUCCCCACAGCACACACGUCAAAUCAUGUUUCCAGAACAUGGAGAUUUGCAAGCGUCGGGUGAACAUGUACGACACGGUAAACCAGAGCAAAACCCCUUUCAUCACACACGUGGCCCCCAGCACAUCCACCAACCUGACCAUGACCUUCAACAACCAGCUGAACACCGUCCACAACCAGGCUCCCACCUCCACCAGUGCCACUCUUUCCUUAGCCAAUCCUGAAGUCUCCAUACUAAACUACCAAUCUGCACUCUACCAGCCCUCAGCGGCAUCCAUGGCUGCGGUGGCCCAGCGGAGCAUGCCCCUGCAGACGGGAGCGGCCCAGAUCUGCGCCCGGCCCGACCCCUUCCAGCAAGCGCUCAUCGUGUGUCCACCCGGCUUCCAAGGAUUGCAGGCCUCUCCCUCUAAGCAUGGUGGCUACUCUGUGAGAAUGGAAAACGCGGUUCCCAUCGUCACUCAAGCCCCAGGAGCUCAGCCUCUUCAGAUCCAACCAGGUCUGCUUGCCCAGCAGGCCUGGCCAAGUGGGACCCAGCAGAUCCUGCUUCCCCCGGCGUGGCAGCAGCUGACUGGGGUGGCCACGCACACGUCGGUGCAGCAUGCAGCUGUGAUUCCCGAGACCAUGGCCGGCACCCAGCAGUUGGCCGACUGGAGGAACACGCAUGCUCACGGUAGCCAUUACAAUCCCAUCAUGCAGCAGCCGGCGCUAUUGACUGGUCAUGUGACCCUUCCAGCAGCUCAACCCUUAAAUGUGGGCGUGGCCCACGUGAUGCGGCAGCAACCUACCAGCACCACUUCCUCCCGGAAGAGUAAGCAGCACCAGUCCUCUGCGAGAAACGUCUCCACCUGUGAGGUGUCCUCCUCUCAGGCCGUCAGCUCCCCGCAGCGGUCCAAGCGUGUCAAGGAGAACACGCCUCCGCGCUGCGCCCUGGUGCACAGCAGCCCGGCCUGCAGCUCCUCCGUCACGUGCGGCUGGGGCGACGGGGCCUCCAGCACCACCAGGGAGCGGCAGCGGCAGACAAUAGUCAUUCCUGACACCCCCAGCCCCACGGUCAGCGUCAUCACCAUCAGCAGCGACACGGAUGAAGAGGAGGAGCAGAAGCAUGCCCCCGCCAGCCCUGUGUCCAAGCAGAGAAAAAACGUCAUCAGCUGUGUCACGGUCCACGACUCUCCCUACUCCGAUUCCUCUAGCAUCACCAGCCCCUACGCCGUGCAGCACCGCUCCGGGCACAGCGCCGCCACCUUCGACACCAAGGGGAACCUGGAGUCGCACUGCACCGGGAACCCCCGGACCAUCAUCGUGCCGCCCCUGAAAACCCAGGCCAGCGAGGCGCUGGUGGAGUGUGACAGCCUGGGGCCAGACAGAGCUUCAGCACAGAAACGUCUGACAUCAAGAGAGACACUGAGAGGCAGGCGAACAGUCGCACUUGAUUCCGCACAUCCUGUACCCGGGUGUACAGCCCUCUGCCUGUGCCCCCUGGAGACACGAGCCGCACCCUGCCAGGAGCUGGUGUUCACAGACCACUCAGCACCGAAACUGACGCGAAUGGUCACCACCAGUCACCACUCGUCCUCCUACAAGUCCAAGUCCUCCAGCAACGUGACCUCCACCAGCGGUCUCUCUUCAGGGAGCUCAUCUGGAGCCAGUGCCUACCGGCAGCAGCGACCUCUCAAUCUCAGCCAGGCUCAGCAGCACAUCACCGCAGAUCGCACGGGGAGCCACCGACGGCAGCAGGCCUACAUCACCCCCACGAUGGCCCAGGCGCCAUACUCCUUCCCACACAACAGCCCCAGCCACGGCACCGUGCACCCGCACCUGGCCGCCGCCGCCCACCUCCCCGCCCAGCCCCACCUCUACACCUACACGGCGCCCGCCGCCCUGGGCUCCACUGGCACCGUGGCCCACCUGGUGGCCUCCCAAGGCUCGGCGCGUCACACCGUGCAGCACGCCGCCUACCCAGCCAGCAUCGUCCACCAGGUCCCCGUGAGCAUGGGACCCCGGGUCCUGCCUUCGCCCACCAUCCACCCGAGUCAGUAUCCAGCCCAGUUCGCCCACCAGACCUACAUCAGCGCCUCUCCAGCCUCCACCGUCUACACUGGAUACCCACUGAGCCCCGCCAAGGUCAACCAGUACCCUUACAUAUAAACACUGGAAGGGGAGGGGAGGGGAGGGAGGAUGGCCAGAGGGUAGGAGGGAGAGGAGGAGGGACGAGGGGGGAGCUGGGCUUUUUAUACUGAAGGUUCCGCACAGAAACAAUGCAAACGGGGCAGGGGAGGGGAGCAGAGGGCAGGGACGGGACACAAAUGAAACUUGAACUAGGAAGUAGGAGGACUGAGAGCGGAGAAGAGAACAUUUUAAAAAGGAAGGGAUUUAAGGAGGGGGGGAUAUCUAUGCUUUUUAUUUUAAAAAAGAAAAAGAAAAAAAAAGAAAACGUCAGUAACAAAAAACCACAGCUCACGAACCCAUUCUGCACCAGACUGGAAAGGAGAAGAAGAGAGCCACGGAAGAUUCCAGAAAUUGGGGGGGGGGGCGCCCAGUGUUUGAAGAACUUUAUGAAUUUUUCAAAGAUUAUUUUCAUAUGGCAGCAAGUGGCGUUUAAGAAUUUGCUGUCAGGGACACCUGAUACGAGUUUUAAUCUAUUGGAUUAAAAAUCCAAUAGAUUUUUAAUGAUUGAACGUAAGAAUUAGGGAUUUUUCCAGAACUCUAAAGGGUCAGCAACCGUCUAGAAAGGUCAGGCCAUGGCCGGAGGAGGCUGGUAUCUGGGGGCGGGUCCGGGGCUGGGGAAGCCCCGAUCUGGCCCACUUGCUGGGAGCAAUGGGGGCAGCCGGGCUGAAGGAGGACCCCUGGGAGAGGAGGGCACAUUUUCUCUUUCUGAGCACUCUGGAUAAAUCCCUAAGCAAUGAUAUUCCUCAAAUGUCAUUAAUGUUUUUUUUCUUUUCUGAAGAUUUCUUUUCUCUUUGAGUGCAUCCCUCGUCACGUAGCUUAGGGCCCGCGGCGUCGCCGACACCCUGGUAGAUGUCGCAGUCUGCACCUGUCUGUGCUACUUUGUGUUCACCCCCAACGAUACCAAGAGACUAUUCCUCAAUGUAAUUGCACAAGAAGAGCGAUCUCACCUAGGCACGUGACCCGCGCCGUGGUCCAGGUGCACGCGCAGGUGCCCGCGGUGCCGCGCUCCUGUCCCCGGCACCGCCGCCGGCUCUCGCAGACUUGGUUUUACAUCUUUCCCUCCUAGUGCCUUAGCGACCGGGGACGCGGUUGAGGGUUUACUUCCACGGUACUCCAAGAAGCCGGCUGAGGCGAGUCACAUCAUCUCAGCCCUUCUUCUGUGCUGUUGCAACAUUUUACUCUGGUCUUUCCUCUUUUUUUUUUUUUUUUUUUGGUUUGUUUAAUUUCUAUUUUAUUUUAAUACCUGUUGUCUUUCCUGGACUGUUUGCUAGCAGAGGGGUGUCAGGCAGCUGGCAGGGGCUAGGUGAGCCCAUGGAUCUGGAGAGAGAUGUGCGAGAUGGAUGGUGGUGGGUGAAUCUGACGAUGGUGAUGGCUUUGGAUGACUUUUACUUUGGAGACAGAGCAAGAGAGACUCCCCACCCUGUACCCUCACCCAGUUCUGCCCCCAGGGUUGGGAGGGCAGGGGCUCUGCCAUUCGUUGGGACCGCAGGUCCCAUCUGUGUUUUAGGAAUGUUGGCCUUGCCGGGCAGCCGCCUCCUUCCUGAUGUAGAAGCAUCAAAGGAGAGGAGCCACCUUCAGCCUCCAGCCCUGGCACAGCCUUCCUGUUGCUGUCCGCGGGAUGGAGAGGAGAGAGGAGGCCUGGUAGCGGGCCCAGCCCCGUGUUCUCAGACUCGCGCCCCCCCCCUCCGCCCCGCUUCACUCUCGCAGCCCUGCCCCCUCUCCUCUGGUUCCACCAGCUGUGUUUUGCUCUCACCGUUUUGCCGCGUCCUUCCCCCUGUAGACAGCCAUCAGCCGUCGUUUGCUGCUGAAUCGUUCCUCGAGUUACCCAGGCCUACCCAAGGAACGCCUUCGUUUUUGGUUUUUGAGGAGUCUGGUGGGCAGAGGCUAGAGGGACAUUUAUGAGGGUAACCAUGUAGUCCUGUACUGCACUUUGGAAAACACUCCCAUGGGCAGUUCAGUUUCCAAGGAAAUUUGCCCUUUGCCCUCUUUGCACCUUUGAUACAUUCUGAAAUUUUUCUCAGGCUUUGAACACUGGUGGGGAUGAGGGCAGAGGGGUCACUCUGUCCAUAGCAAAUUAUUCUUAAAAUACGUGAAUGUUGGGAAACGCUAUCUGGUCAUCAGUGGGACUUGAAAGGGUGGUCCUAAUUGUUUGAUUCUUGAUGCCGAGUCCUUAACUGACCCCAAAGCCAAGUUUCCAGGGUGCAGAGAGACGGCUCUCAGUUUCAGACAGAAGUCCGUCCUCACCCUCCCUCACUUUCUGUCCUCGUUCUGUGGUCUCCCUUUACGAUCGAUCUACUGUGAAAGGUGUUUUUAUCGUGAUAUCUGACCUAAUUCAGUAACGAAGCCAAGCCCUUACCUUAGCUCUUAGCUGUGAAAUGUGAAAUAACUCUGGAAAUUUCCCCUCUCCAAGCAUAAAUUCUACUUACCCUACAAAGAAAUCGGUCCCCAGGUUGGAACCAGCCUAGUCCCAGCCUUAGGCCGGAAGGAAGGAAGGACACCAUGUCCCACUCGAGGCAGGGCAAGCUCGGGCAGAGCCCCAGGUACCCAGCGGGCCCACCGGGGAGCCAUUGGCAACAGGACAAGAUUCUGUCCUCGUGGUGCCACGAUCAAUACGUCUUUAUCCGGACAUGGGGAAGUGCCGUCGUUCUGAGACAACAGAAACAUGGCCCGUCCAGAGAGAGUGAGGGGAGGAAAGUCUUUGGAGGACAUGUGAGCUCCCAGAGCCGCGCCAGCCUGGGGAACCAUCUCUGUUCUGGACUCUUGGCAUCCGGAGGGCAGCAGUGCCCCGUCCGAUCUUCCCGCACCCAGUUACAGAAGUCUUGGCUGCAAAGGAGCCAGCAUUUUUGCUUUAUUGGGUAGCAUCCUGGACCCUCUUGUACAGUUCACUUACAGCCCUUUCUAGAUCUGAUCUUUUAUAGGAAAAGACAACAUAGCCUUCCAUUUUAAAGAAAAUUAUUUUGUCUACUUAGGUUGGAAGUUGCUCUUUCACCUGACAUUUUCUUUCCUUUUCUUCCAGAUCAGGAGUGAAAGUUUCUUGCUGCUCAUAAAGAUAUUAUUGUUCUAGUUAUUUUGGUUGUUACCAUUGUAAUUAUUAUCAUAAUCAUCAUUUUGAUAUUUUAGUUGGGGUUUUAAAAUGCACAUUUAUUCCAAGUAUCUUUGUGUUUUCUCUUUAAUAUUUAAAUUUAUUUUAUUAUAUCUGUGAGUAUCUGAGUAAACAGGAGGGACGUGCAGAUGUCUAGUUUUGUCAGACCAAAAAACAAAAAAAAGGAAAGGAAAGAUCCAGGAAUUAGGAAAAUGUCAAGAAAGAUCCACCACGGAACAAAAGUUUGAAGAAUCAAAGCCUUUAUCUCUAUACAGGUCAAAUUGGGCUCUGGACAACAUGGUCCAUGGUCACCAUCAAUACUGUAUUUUUCUAGAUUCUCAGUGGCCUGAGAGGAGAUCUGAGGAGGCAUCUCAUGGGCUGAACCCUUAGCCGUGGUCCUCUCCCAUGUUCCCUGCGCUUCUGAAGCCUGCUAAAUAGAUCCCGGGCAUGCCUCGCGUCUGAUACUGACCUGUCAAGCAAAAAAAAAAAAAAAAAUAUUCCC
Delphinapterus leucas (beluga whale) is the source of this 7555-nucleotide messenger RNA. RefSeq names its product homeodomain interacting protein kinase 2 (gene HIPK2). Gene Ontology annotation, biological process: smoothened signaling pathway; peptidyl-serine phosphorylation; intrinsic apoptotic signaling pathway in response to DNA damage by p53 class mediator. The record is from RefSeq and is a predicted model, not a curated record. Gene Ontology annotation, cellular component: PML body; cytoplasm; nucleus. Lineage: Eukaryota; Metazoa; Chordata; Mammalia; Artiodactyla; Monodontidae. Gene Ontology annotation, molecular function: protein tyrosine kinase activity; transcription corepressor activity; ATP binding.